GCCCCCUUAUUGGAGGGGAGGGGGCGCCGGCCCUGCACGGAGCACUUCGCACUUCUCUUAUGGCAAAACCCUUAUAAAAAAGGUUCUUAAAUAUUUUACCCGAAAUAAAUAGAUACCGUAUUUAUUUUGCCGAAUUAAUUUCCUCCCAAUUGUACUUUUCCCCCUCUUCAUCUAUGGAACUCAAGCGUUAAACAAAGGAAAAAUGAUCAAUAAAUACUAACAAAUCUAGGGGUUUUUACCAUUUUCAGAGAGAAAAAUAAUUGCCCAAUAGGCCAAUACUAAUUAGGAUGGAAGGAGGAGGAGGGGCGAGUAAUGGAGGGAUGUUGUACCACGAGGUUCAAGAGUCGAAGCUCUGUGCAGUGCAUUGUGUCAACACGGUGCUACAGGGUCCAUUCUUCUCGGAGUUCGAUUUGGCCGCACUGGCAUCUGAUCUAGACAGCACCGAGCGCCAGAUGAUGCUCGGUUCUGCUACUGGCGAUUUCCUUCCUCACCUAUCGCACAACGUUUCGCUUGAUGGAGACUUCAGCAUCCAGGUUUUACAAAAAGCUUUGGAGGUGUGGGAUCUGCAAGUCAUUCCGCUGGACAGUCCUGUGGCUGAGCCUGCUCAGAUUGACCCAGAAUCAGAAAAUGCAUUUAUUUGUCAUUUGGAGGACCAUUGGUUUUGCAUCAGGAAAGUGAAUGGAGAGUGGUACAAUUUUGACAGUCUCUAUGCGGCGCCCGAGCACCUCUCUAAGUUUUACCUUUCGGCCUACCUCGAUUCCUUGAAAGGCUUUGGCUGGAGCAUAUUCCUUGUCCGGGGAAACUUCCCGAAGGAGUGUCCCAUGACAUCUUCGGAAGCUCCCAAUGGUUAUGGGCAGUGGCUCUCACCUGACGAUGCUGAGAGGAUCACCAAAUCUUGCAACUCACCGUCAAAUCCUAGAGCCAGUCGAAUGCAGCAUCUCUCUGAUCCCCAUGUCCCUUAUAGUGAUGAAGAUGAAGAUUUGAAAGCGGCAAUAGCGGCCAGUUUGAUGGAUUCCACCCCAGAAAUCAAAGCAGAAGUUGGCACCUUGGAAAGUGAAAAUAAGAACACCAAUUCAAAAGCGUAGUGAGAGAACCUUUUUUUUCAAAAUUAAACUGUGGUCAGUUGUCAUUCACUGCACGAGUUAUGCACUGUACAUUUAUAGCUUGAGAAAGACGUUGCAUUGGACUUGAUACUAUAGAGAUUUCUAUCGAAAAAAAUAAGGUCAUAUCCAGGAAUUUUACCAUGGUUUUUAGCCAAGAUCAUAUCCCUCAUCAUUGGAUGUAUGCCAUUUGGUGCAUAAGAUCUUAGUUUGAUCUGAAUGAUGCAAUUAUAAGUUCUUGUGAACAUGAAAUAUUAAAUCGGAAUUUGUAGAAACAAGGAAUUGAGCUGAUGGCUCAUAAUCGUUUAGUUUUAUUUUUGGCUUGCA
This is a messenger RNA of Olea europaea var. sylvestris, 1427 nucleotides long. RefSeq names its product ataxin-3 homolog. The transcript has 2 exons. Lineage: Eukaryota; Viridiplantae; Streptophyta; Magnoliopsida; Lamiales; Oleaceae. Gene Ontology annotation, biological process: protein deubiquitination. Gene Ontology annotation, cellular component: nucleus. Bases 288 to 1085 code for a protein of 265 amino acids. The record is from RefSeq and is a predicted model, not a curated record. Gene Ontology annotation, molecular function: cysteine-type deubiquitinase activity.